Molecule: messenger RNA, 5164 nt
Organism: Misgurnus anguillicaudatus (oriental weatherfish)
Lineage: Eukaryota; Metazoa; Chordata; Actinopteri; Cypriniformes; Cobitidae
Gene: tent4b
Product: terminal nucleotidyltransferase 4B
Biological process (GO): polyadenylation-dependent ncRNA catabolic process; RNA 3'-end processing
Cellular component (GO): nucleolus; TRAMP complex
Molecular function (GO): mRNA binding; poly(A) RNA polymerase activity
Source: RefSeq, a predicted model, not a curated record
AGCAGCCUAGGCAUGCGCAGUAGUCCCGUAAGUCCGCCAUUGAGGAGACACGAUCUGAGAAACAGGUCAGAUGCAUUAAACAGACGCCUGUCACGUUUCGCUGUCCACGAGCUCUGAAGUUCGACGGUUGCAUAUUUAUUUUAGCUAAACACCUUUUUUACGGCAUCUUCAUAAAUCGCGAAGCUGUAUUUUUCUCUCGGGAGAGACGUUAAUGGACCCACACAGUCCCGAACGGAUAUUUUAGUAGCGGUCUAGGGCGAAGAGAGCGAGCGUGUCCCUCAGCGCAAAGCGUGCUAGUGGGUUAAGCGAACCGAGCUUGGCUCUGGUCUGGGGGCUCUGGGGUUUGAUGGAUCCUAGAAUCGCCUGGUUUCAGCCAGAACAGCGCGGACCUGCCAACAACCUGUGGAUGCAAAUCUGGGAAACGACACAGACGCUGGGAAAUCUCUACUUUAACAACAACUGCAACACCGCCAGUGCCAAACCGACUAACAACGGCAGCAGCAGCGAGCCCAAGGAUCAGCAGGGGAUGUCUGGAUCCAAACCUGACAGUGAGGUCGCCGAUCAACUAGACUUUAUUCCGCUGGAAACAAAUAACAAUAACAGCAGCAGGGCUGUGGUGACCAGGGGUGUUGGCGGAGGGGGGCAAGUGGGUGGAAGUGGGGUCGUCGGAUUUGGAAGGGGGCUCCCCAACAAGAGGAAACGAGACAACAAGGCGAGCACCUUCGGCUUUAACAGGAGCCUGCUGACAGCUGGGGAAGCGCAGAUCUACGCGGGCACACCGUGGAAGAACAGAAACUACGAUGGCAUCGUGGGGCUGCAUGAAGAGAUAAAGGACUUUUAUGAAUACAUCUCUCCUCGCCCAGAGGAAGAGCAAAUGAGGCUGGAGGUGGUGGCCAGGAUCCAGAGAGUCAUCAAGGACUUGUGGCCCAGUGCCGAUGUUCAAGUAUUUGGCAGCUUCAGCACGGGCUUGUACUUGCCUACAAGUGACAUAGACUUGGUGGUUUUUGGGAACUGGGAGACUUUGCCUCUGUGGACUCUUGAAGAGGCGCUACGCAAGAGACAAGUUGCAGACGAGAACACUAUCAAAGUUCUUGACAAAGCGACGGUCCCCAUCAUCAAACUCACAGACUUGCACACAGAGGUCAAAGUGGACAUCAGCUUUAAUGUGCAAAGUGGUGUUAAAGCUGCAAAGCUUAUCAAGGACUUCAAACAGCAAUACCCUGCGUUACCGUACCUGGUGAUGGUUUUAAAGCAGUUUUUACUGCAGAGAGAAUUGAAUGAGGUUUUCACUGGAGGAAUCGGAUCCUACAGUCUAUUCCUUAUGGUGGUCAGCUUCUUACAGCUUCAUUACCGAGAGGAUGUGAACAGUCCAAACACAAACCUGGGUGUGCUAUUGAUAGAGUUCUUUGAGUUGUAUGGUCGGAAUUUUAACUACCUGAAAACGGGGAUCAGGAUCAAAGAUGGUGGCUCGUAUGUGGCUAAAGAUGAAGUGCAGAGGGGCAUGCUGGAUGGGUACAGACCCUCUAUGCUUUACAUUGAGGAUCCUUUGCAACCAGGAAAUGAUGUCGGACGAAGUUCAUAUGGAGCGAUGCAGGUGAAAGAGGCUUUUAAUUAUGCUUACCUUGUCUUAGGUCACGCUGUGUCUUACAUUGCCAAGCACUACCCCAACAACAAGUUUGAGAGCAUUCUGGGUAGAAUAAUCCGUGUCACCCAGGAAGUAGCAGACUACCGUGACUGGAUCAGUAAAAACUGGGUCCAGCAAAGAGACAAUGAGCCUGCCCUCAACUGUAAUGGAAAUGAUGUCACUCUACUAGUUGAGGCUGAGGAUGAAUGUAAUAAUAACUUUUCAGAGGAAGUUGAUGAGCUUCUUCCAGUCUCCAGAAGCAAAGUGUCAUCCAGUUCCUCCUCUUCUUCUCCUUCAUCAUCAACAUCACCAUCAACGUCUCCAUCCUCAACAGCUUCCAGCUCAAGCGAUGCGGACUCCGAUGGAACGCCGUGUAAGACUGCAAAAGCACUGGGUGGGCGGGGCUCCGGCACUCACAGCGAGGGUACUGAGAGAAAUCUGUCCAAUCACAGAUCGCAGAAUCAUUCAACGCCAAUGCAAACACCCACUAAUAAGGGCAGUAAGAACCGACAGCGUGCUAACGCUAAAAGUGCUCAAGGGCCACAGAACAAUCCCAACAAGAUACAACAAAACAGCAAGCCUCAUCACAAAGUCAUUGUGAAGAAGAGGAAACCCCAGGGUGAGGCAGCGCUGAAGGACCUGUGUAGAUAGGAGGCGCUGUUCUUGUAGACUCACACCUGCUCUUACCGUCUCUGACCACAGGGGAGCACCGAUGGUAUCAUUUAUCUCUCCUGUUCCACUGUUCAGGGGCUACGUGUAACUCUGGAAAAGAAAAAAAAAACUUUUAUUAGGGGUUUAGUCCACUGAAUUUAAAUCAUGUGGGAGAGUUUUGCACAGCUUCUGUUCACUGCCCAUAGAGGAGCUGCUUUGCUCUGCUGAAGGACUCCCUUUGGUAAUGUGGAGGACCGGAGAAUGUAGGAGAGAGAGUUCAACUUGAGCAAUACCUGAUACCCCAGACUUUUACCUCACUGAGGAAAACUGAAACUUAAAAAAAAGACUUUGAUUACAAAAAAGAUGUGUUAUAUUGAAAGUACAAAGAUUUUUAAAUGUCUAUAAAAACAUGGAAAAUGUAAUGAGUACAAAAAGAAAUUAUGCAUGUUUUUUUUGUUCCUUUUUUGAAGAGUGGUUCUUUUUGGUCAUGUACAAGAGGAUAAUAAUACAAAUAUUUGUACAAAAAAAAAACUAAACAUAAAACAUAAAAAGCUUUAAAAAAAUGUUUAAAAAAAGAAAAAUACAUGAUCAAAACUUGGAAAUGGUUUCAUAAGACUUUUAUAGCAUUGUUCAAAUUUACCUAUGCUAUAAAUAUAAACAUAUUAGCACUGCGGUUCCUCAAAGCUAUGUACGGGUUUGGGUUCAAUUGCCAACAUUAUUCAUCAGCCUCUGUUAUUAUGUUGUGUUUGUGUAAUGUUUCGGUAGGGCAAUGUCGGCAACUGAAAGAGAGAGUGUUAGUAGUUGACCGCAACAUCCACUGCACACUGUGUGCGUGUGUGUAUUGAAGUGCAAGUAUAAAACUGUGCUUACAUGAGUUUUGCUGUCUUUCACAGAGAGUUGAAGUGUGUUGAUGUAGACAUUUGAAAACACUAUCAACAUUGCCAUGUUUAAAAGAUUACAGCAUCUCUAGUGAUCUGCCCAUAGGAAUUUAUAUUUGUUAACGUAUUUAUUUUUUUAUCAGUGACGUUUAACAUUUGGAUUUAUGUAUGCUUUUGUUAGAGGCCAGAUGUUUUUGUCCCGUCUUAGGGCUGAGUGACAAUGAUUGUUGCUUUUCAUGUAGUGUGCAAUUUUCUUUUUCUUUUUUCUAAUAACCAUUGAGUGACCAAGUUUAUUUCUGAAAUCUGAAAUUAACAUUUUAAGAGAUAUAGAAAAAGUGAUGUAAGUAUUUUAAUUUGUGGCUGGUCUACUUAAAGGGAGGUAAGUUUUUUUUGUGUGUAAAAUAAUUUUUAUUUUGUUUAUUUUAUUUUAUUUUUUCAUUCCACUGGAUCUUGAUGUCUUGCGAAAGAAAGCCUGUGCUCUGAACCUGUUAAUGCAGUUCUUAAAAUGAACAGUAGGUGAUGGUAUAACUUAAUUCUACUUCAUACACUGUAACUCCCAAUUGACUUUCCUCUUUUUGGUUUAGUUAUGCCAGCAGGUGUAUGUUUAAGAGAUGAUGGCUUUUGAUCAGGCAAUAUUAGUUCUCCACCUGCAUUGUGAAGCUCUAUAUGAGAUAACGCCCUAUCAAAGCCAGUAGUGUCUUAAAACCAGAUGGAUAUCAUUGGAAAAGACUAACAGAGAUUUAGAGAUAGAACAGUUUGAAGUUCUUCAGUGCCACGGCAAAUGCUCCAACAGUUCACAUUACAUGUAUCCAUGAUUGGCUCCAAUUGAUGCAAUAAAAUUACAGCACAACUAUCAAAUAUCAAGGUGGUAUGUUUACUAUUUUAACCUGCAAGUGCAUUCAGUCUAUACAUUUGUUAUCAGCAUGUAUGUUCCUGUUUUUUGAAAGAUUGCUAUGGAUUUUAUAGGUUUUGACAAUGUCCUGUCUUGGUAUAAAUGUUUAGCUGCCAUCAAGCUAUAGCUAAUUGCAAAUAUAUAGCUGAGCUGACACCUAAUGCCCCUAAAAGGCAGCUGGUACAACAGUGCGUCCUAAUGGAAACCUGAUAUUAAGCACACUGCUCAAGAUAAUUUUAUUUUUCUGAAUUAGCUAAGACCCAAGGCAAUUAAUGUCCUACAAUCCAGCACACAAACUAAUUUUCCCACAGAAAUACUGUUACCCACUUUUAACAACAAGCAGGGUCUAAACAGUGUUUCAUCAUGUUGGGCACACGUGACGUUUAACUUGUAACUGAAAGCAUUCAUAAUGUUAAAUCAGUUACAAUAUUAAGGCUGAAGGAUUGAGAUUAAAACUAAAGAAGUGAUGCACAUAAUUUGUUCAGGUUAAGCUGUGCCUGAGAUAGGUUCAAAUUUUUCUUUUCGUCCUGUCUUUGGUAUAGUCAUACCUUGCUAUUUUUGUGGUUGUGGUUUGGGAACAAUUGUUGCUGCUUGCAGUCAUGUCUCAAAAAGCAGUUACCAAAUAGUAAAAAAAUGGCAGAGAUACUGUUUCCUAUUACUUUUUGUAAAUUUCCUACUGAUAUUGUCUGUCUGUGGGGAGGGUUUAAGCAAUUCCAGCUGGUUCACUAAUAUGCACAAAUUGCCGUUUUUCAUGGUUUUCUAUAGACUUACCAAUAGUCGCUUCUUAGGUAAUAUUGUCAAUCCCAAAAUACAUAUUCAUGAACAAUAUAUAUAUAAACAAUAUACAUAAUUAUAUUUUAUUAUAUUAAUGUUAUUAUUUUUAUAACAUUUUCAUGAUUGAUCUGUAUUCUGAAGAAUUUGUGUUGAAUCAUCAAUUGUAUGACUGUGAUCACCCAUUUUAUGUGUCAUAGGAUAGCCUUAGGACAUCAAUAUGUUUUGUAUAUUUUUUGUGUGAAUGCAAAUGGUGGGAAGCUCAAAGCUCAAUCUGUAACUCUUUUUGACUUAAUCAGAGGAAAGAUCUGUAUUCUACAAUAAUAAAAUGCACUUUCAAACCCGAAA